GUAUUAACUUCCGGGGUUGAGCGGCGCUAAGUAAGAAGUCUGCCGGACACCGCUGUAGCACCCCAGCUAACCGACGUUCCCCCGUGGCGGCCAUGUUGGCAGGGGCGACGGUUGCAUAAAAGCUAAUGGAUGGAUGUGGGAAUGUUGUAAUAACUUCUUAAUUUUGUGAGCGAUUUUCAUUACUGUCACUUAUUUUGUGAUUAACAAUACAUGUCCUAUCAACGCAGAACAGUUUUGGUGAUAAUUAUUCACUGGCGACAAAUUCAGUUUUAGCCAUAAAAACUUAUUCCAAGUUCCCUUGUCGUAAUUGGCCGAUGUUGUUUACAACCGUAUGCAGCAUCAUGUGCCGGCAUCCUUUUCCAGCCGCCUACUCCAUUAAAAUGGUGACGUCUUUGCCCUUCCUAGCUUAGCGUCGCGGUCGACCGUCAGAUAGAAAGGGGCGUGUCUUACCUGCCCCUGUUCAUAUUUAGGACGUUGCCAAUGUGUCUUUAAAAACUGCUAAUAAAUUAGAAGUAAUAAUGUCUUCAGCUGAUCUAUCCCAGGUUUUCGACCUCGUGCGUUCCCUAUAUUGCCACACACAAACGCUGGAGGAGUUUACGGACAGAAUCGUGUUCCAAGAGGGUCACAAAGUGGUUCUUGUCGAACAGGCGGACUCUUACGCCUUUAAAUCCUUCGUCGGGAGCCUUGUCGUCGGCUACGACGACGAGCUUCAGCACGUGCCGAGCUGCCACCAGGUCAGCACUCUGUCGGAACUGUUGGCCUUCAUUCUCAAUAGCCUGAAAAGGAAGAAAAAGCACAACAUCUUGGUACGCGGUUACAAACUGCUGUGCGUGGACCAGCAGGAGAGUGACAUUGACCACUUCAAGUUCCAGGGUGAAGUCAGUCAGAAUGUUGCCAACAUCCACACCAGUGACCUGUGGAAGAAAUUGGCCCUGCGUCUCGGCACGGACAUCACUCGCCACCUGCUGGAGAACUGCUCCAUUUUUGUCAUGGUGCCGCCGUCGUGCGCUUUCCAGGUGUGCGGCUUUCCCAUCUACGACAAGGUUUACAAACCCGUCGUCCGCUCUGGGUUUUGCCUCCAGACUCGAUUCGGGACCCGUUGUAAUACUAGAUCUGCGAAGAGUCGACGUGCAGUGAGCUUGAAAAGGGGGGGGUUUAGAGCCCCAUAUCAGAAAAGGAAGAGAGAAAUCAUUGAGGAGGAUGAGGAGGACACGCUGCGUUCUGGAAAAAGGAGACGUCUCGCAAAAGCUCAGGAAGUUAAAGAGACAGUUGAAAAAAGACAGCCGGUGUACUUCAAGCCCGUGGAGAUAAGCGGUGAUGUCUUUCAGCAAACAGCUGAAACAGGCACAGCUCCUUUGGAAACAAGACCCAGUUGGAGAUCAGGCAUUUUCCCCCCUUUGCCUCCCUCGCAGUGUUUCAUAAGAACCAUGGCCUUCCUGUAUGGUUGCCAGGGUAUGAACGGGUUCCUCCUCAACAGGAAGAAGAAAAGUGCGGCGGGCUCGAGACGAAUACAAGGUCCCGAUCUGGUGAGAAUAAUUUUCUUCGAGGGGCUGGCCUAUCUGAACGGACUGGAGAGGAAAACGAAGAAGCUCCCCCGUCGCUUUUUCAACAUGGUCCACCUUUUUAGCCAGCUUUUGCGUCAGCACAGGAGGUACGCCUACAGCAGAACGCUGCAGCGACUGUGCCCUCUGGUGCGGAGCGACCUGCCCCAAGGUGAACUCAGCACCCUUUUGCCCAAACAUUGUCGGCCUCACCGGGUCUACCUUUUCGUGAGGGAGUGCCUGUGCGCCGUCGUCCCCUUAGAGCUUUGGGGCUCCUUGGAAAACCGUUGUCAUUUUUUGGCGCGGGUCAGGGGCUUUUUGUGCAGCAGUAAGUAUGAAAAGAUUUCCAUUGCGGAGCUGAUGUGGAAGAUGAAGGUGAAUGACUGCGACUGGUUGAAGAUCAGUAAGAAAGGCCGGAUCCCACCCAGCGAGCUCACGUAUCGGACCCGAGUGCUCGGUCAGCUGCUCGCUUGGCUUCUUGACGGCUACGUCGUCGGCCUCGUGCGAGCUUGCUUCUACGCCACAGAAAGUGUGGGUCAGAAGAACGCCCUGCGGUUCUACAGGCAGGAGCUUUGGGCCAGACUGCAGGAGCUUGCCUUCAGAGAUCACCUUUCUGUGGGACACUUGAAGGAAUUGACUCAGGCUCAGGCGGAUUGCCUCCCCAAGAGCACCAUCAUCAAGCAUCUGCGCUUCAUCCCAAAGGCGGUUACAAUGAGGCCUAUCAUGCGAGUUUUUGGAGUAGACGCCCAGACGAGGGCCUUCCAAAGGAAGAUAUGUGACCUGAGGGAUGUCUUGCGAGCCUGCGUACGCGUCUCUCCCUCCCUCCUGGGUUCCACAGUGUGGGGGAUGACUGAUAUCCACAAGGUGUUGACCACUCUUGUGCAGGCCCAGCAGGACAACCCAGAGCCCCUCUACUUUGCUAAGGUGGACGUCAGCGGAGCAUACGAGAGUCUGCCCCAUGACGAACUUCUCCAUGUGGUCAGCGAAGCCCUGUCGCUUGCCAACGAGAAGUCCUUCAACAUACGCAGUUACACCUCGUUGUGGGUGGAUUCUUUCGAGGGCCUGAGGAAGUCUUUUGUUAGACGGGCUGACUUUGUGACGGAUGAGAUGGGCUGCAGCAACAUGAAAGGGUUUCUGACGGCCCUGCAAAGAAACGACAGAGCUCACCACUCCAUCAUGGUGGAGCAGGACUUGGCCACAAAUAUUCACAGCCAAGAGAUCCUUCAGUUCUUCACCCACAUGUUGACCCACAGCUUUGUACGGUUUGGGAAGAGAACCUAUCGUCAGCUUUGCGGGAUUCCCCAGGGAUGCUCCGCAUCCACUUUGCUCUGCUGUCUCUGCUACGGUCACAUGGAGAAUGCCCUGUUCCAAGGAAUGGAAUUAGCCAAAGGACGAUUGAUGAGAAUGGUGGAUGAUUUUCUUCUGAUCACGCCCAGCCUCAGCGAGGCACAAAACUUUCUCAAGGUCUUGUUCGCCGGCGUUUCGCAGUACGGCCUGGUGGUCAACCCGCACAAGGUGGUGGUCAACUUUGAGCUGCAGGAAGAUCUGUCUUCCUAUGCCGGCAUCCAAACGCUGGCCUCCCAUUGCCUCUUCCCAUGGUGCGGCUUGUUGCUGGACACAUCUUCUCUCAACGUCUAUAAUGAUUACUCCAGCUACUCGGGCCUGUCUCUGUUCCAGAGCCUCACUUUGGGCACUUUCCAAUCGGCGGGGGAGCAAAUGAGGAGGAAGUUGAUGAGGAUCCUGAAACUCAAGUGCCACGCCGUGCUCUUGGACUUGAAGACAAAUACCGUGACGACAGUCUACAGUAAUAUCUACAAGUUGGUGCUACUCCAUGCAUUCAGAUUCCAUGUGUGUGCCCAGAGUUUACCUUUUGGCCAAACGGUUGCAAAGAACCCUGCCAACUUUCUGCGGAUGGUAUGGGACAUGGCUCAUUAUGCCAAUAAGCUCUUCAGGCAGAGCAACAGAGGCUAUGAGGUCCUGGAUGGCAUUGUGCCAAGGGAGGCAAUGGAGUUGCUUUUCUGCCUUUCAUUUCUACUGGUGUUGUCGCAACAUCGCUCCCUGUACAAAGGCAUGAUUCCGCAUCUGCAUAAAUGGAAGCGCAGUCUGGAGAGCCGUCUGGGAGAUGUGCAACUGGCGAGGGUGAGACAAGCAGCUAGACCCAGGAUCCCUGUGGAAUUCUUGACCAUUCGAACUUAAAUAUAUUUGUGUUAACUCAUUUUGAUAAAGUCUCCCGGUAAAAAAAA
Molecule: messenger RNA, 3784 nt
Organism: Hippocampus comes (tiger tail seahorse)
Lineage: Eukaryota; Metazoa; Chordata; Actinopteri; Syngnathiformes; Syngnathidae
Gene: tert
Product: telomerase reverse transcriptase
Exons: 16
Coding region: 519-3737 (1072 amino acids)
Biological process (GO): telomere maintenance via telomerase
Cellular component (GO): telomerase catalytic core complex
Molecular function (GO): telomerase RNA binding; telomeric repeat DNA binding; telomerase activity
Source: RefSeq, a predicted model, not a curated record